Benincasa hispida (wax gourd) is the source of this 423-nucleotide messenger RNA. The record is from RefSeq and is a predicted model, not a curated record. NCBI's taxonomy places the organism in Eukaryota, Viridiplantae, Streptophyta, Magnoliopsida, Cucurbitales, Cucurbitaceae.
AUGUUCAUCCUCUGUAAUGCUCUCCUCGUUUUCCUCGCAAAUUACUCUGGUCUCUUCAAAUCUCUGUCUUCUUCCCCAAAGAACUUCGACCCCAAUUUCCGAAUCUUUGACUUCGGCCUCGACAUCCUUCCGAAACCACCAUUGAUUCACUCUGAAGCUGCUGAAGAAAAGAAAGAUGACCCACAAGAAAACAGACCAAAUUUGCAAGAAGAAGAACAAGAAGAACAAGAAACACAAAUGUUAGGGGAGAUGUUUUUUGGAGGUGAAACAGGGGAAGUUGAGGAGAUCAUAGAAGAAGAAGAAGAAGGGAAUUGUGGAGUGUUGAGUGAUGAAGAAUUGAAUAGAAAGUUUGAUGAAUUCAUCAAAAGAAUGAAGGAAGAAAUCAUUCUAGAUGAUGCUCCAAGAACUCUCGUUGUAGUUUGA